Molecule: messenger RNA, 367 nt
Organism: Achroia grisella
Lineage: Eukaryota; Metazoa; Arthropoda; Insecta; Lepidoptera; Pyralidae
Product: cecropin-D-like peptide
Exons: 2
Coding region: 42-236 (64 amino acids)
Biological process (GO): antibacterial humoral response
Cellular component (GO): extracellular region
Source: RefSeq, a predicted model, not a curated record
CUAGUGUUCAAUAAACAUAUUGUCAUAAAAUCAAUAUAACAAUGAAAUUCUCAAGGAUUUUCUUCGUCUUUUUCGCUUGUGCAAUGCUAUUCUCCACAACAACAGCAGCACCAGAAAAUUUCUUUAAGGAACUAGAACGUGCUGGUCAAAGAAUUCGCGAUGCCAUCAUCAGCGCCGCCCCUGCUGUAGAAACAAUAGCACAAGCGCAGAAAAUCAUCAAAGGUGGUGGUGAUUAAGAAAAAGUAAUGUUAACUGCAAUCAUUGUUUAAGUUUAAUUAUAUUAUAAAAUGUCAAUUGUAUAUAAAAUGUUUCGAUAUAGGCUUCAGUUAAGUAUACUAUGUAAUAUUAUGCUUGUGUAUAAAGUGAU